Chionomys nivalis (European snow vole) is the source of this 831-nucleotide messenger RNA. RefSeq names its product UL16-binding protein 1-like. Gene Ontology annotation, cellular component: external side of plasma membrane. Lineage: Eukaryota; Metazoa; Chordata; Mammalia; Rodentia; Cricetidae. Gene Ontology annotation, biological process: antigen processing and presentation of endogenous peptide antigen via MHC class I via ER pathway, TAP-independent; antigen processing and presentation of endogenous peptide antigen via MHC class Ib; positive regulation of T cell mediated cytotoxicity. The coding region runs from base 1 to 831 and encodes 276 amino acids. The transcript is spliced from 5 exons. The record is from RefSeq and is a predicted model, not a curated record.
AUGGACUUUACACUGUGUCUAUCUUUCCUGAUACUAUUGCCCACGGUUGCUAAGGCCACAACUGCCGAUGCUGCUUCUCUUUGCUACAGCUUCACUGUUGGCAAGUCAAGGUCUGAACCAUGGAGGUACAAAGUCCAAGGCCAACUGAACGAAGAGACUUUUCUUUCUUAUGACAGCAACAACUGCCAAGCCAUUGGUGUUUGGCAGAACCGACUGAAUGCCACAAAGAUCUGUGACAGACAGGUUGACACUCUGAAAGAUGGAGUUGACCUGUUCAAAGAACAAGUGGUUCACAUGAAGCAGGAGAAUAAGACAUUCAGAGAUGGACGUUUCAAUGGAUCCUGGGACUUUGGCCUCAAUGGACACAAAAUGGUUCAUGUUGACUCAAGCACUGGAGAGUGGACUGAAGUUGACCCUGGAUCCAGCUGGAUGAAAGAAAUGUGGGAGAAAAACAAGGAUGUAACAGACUUUUUAAAAAUGACCUCACAGGGGGACUGCAGGGCCUGGCUCGAAGAGAUACAGUCUCACUGGGAAGAGAAUCUGGAGCCUACAGCCUCAACAACUGCUGCUCCAGAUGUGAACCAGCCAACUUUGUCUCUGGCCAUCAAGCCCAGCAUAUCUGUCCCACUGAUAAUCCUCCCCUGCUCUGUUCUUCUCUGGUCUCUGAGGAGAAUUCUUGACAGUGAAGGUACUGAUGGCAGUGUUGUGAGUGGGAGGCCCAAUGACGAGAAUAUUGUGGAGCCCUCCCCUGAACAGCACAUCAUACAGAGCCCGUACAGACCGGCUCAACAUGACAUGAUGUCAGGGGAACGAGGAUCGCCCUCCACAUAG